Messenger RNA from Zychaea mexicana, 795 nucleotides. RefSeq names its product MRG-domain-containing protein. The record is from RefSeq and is a predicted model, not a curated record. The transcript is spliced from 7 exons. Gene Ontology annotation, cellular component: nucleus; NuA4 histone acetyltransferase complex; Rpd3S complex. Gene Ontology annotation, biological process: regulation of DNA-templated transcription; chromatin organization. Bases 1 to 795 code for a protein of 264 amino acids. NCBI's taxonomy places the organism in Eukaryota, Fungi, Mucoromycota, Mucoromycetes, Mucorales, Lichtheimiaceae.
AUGGCGAAAGACGAAUUCAAUUUUGACAAGGAUGAGCGGGUACUCUGCUAUCACGGUCUUCUACUCUACGAAGCCAAGAUUAUUAAACGAGAGAUACGUCAAGAAGAUGCACAAGAAGAAGAAAAACCGUAUUACUGGGUGCACUACAAAGGAUGGAAGCAAACGUGGGAUGAAUGGGUGUCUGAUGAUCGCGUGCUAAAGUGGACCGAACCGAAUCUUCAGAAACAACAACAAUUAAAAGAAAUGCACGCGCGACGGAAACCUUCCUCACGAUCAAGCUCUACGAUCUCACGGCAAGACAGUGCCGAAGUACGUGGUCGAACGCGCAAUCGUGACAGCAGUACAGACAAAACACGCGCGGAAGAAGAAUCAAUACGACGAUCUGAAUUCAAGCUACCGAUUCCAGAAUUGCUUAAAGGACAUUUAGUGGACGAUUGGGAAAACGUGACAAAAAACCAACAACUAGUACCUCUCCCACGCACACCAUCUGUCUCUGAAAUACUAGGACAGUACUAUCAACAUGCCCGUGGCCGGGAGGACGAAACGCUUCAGUCUGUUAUCGAUGGUGUAAAGCUCUACUUUGACAAGUCAUUAGGCACAUCGCUGCUCUACAAUGCCGAGCGGAAGCAGUUCGAAGAAGAGGUACAGGCGGCCCACAAGACGCCUAGUGAUGUGUACGGGAUUGAGCAUCUGCUCCGUCUGUUUGUGAAUAUGCCAACACUUAUGAGCCAAUCGAACGUGGAUCCAGAAACACUGUCGCUGUUGAAAGGGUCCUUCUUCGACCUUCUAAGGUAA